Durusdinium trenchii is the source of this 828-nucleotide messenger RNA. Lineage: Eukaryota; Dinophyceae; Suessiales; Symbiodiniaceae. The record is from the annotation of a GenBank genome assembly.
AUGCCGCAGUGGGAGGUCAUUGGAGGCUCUGGCACGGGAGGCAUCCUAGUGAGACAGGGUCAGGAGCUCAAGAGCCCGCAGCUGGAGAAGCGACUCGAGACUGGCUCUAUCGUGGAAGAGCUGCGACUCGUGGGCGAGCGUCUUCACUACCGACUUUUGAGAGGUGCUGGGCCUCCGGAGGGUUGGGUUAGCCUCAAGGUCUCUGGGAAGGUCUUGCUGUCGCCACUGGUGGAGGCAGAAACGGCCAGCGCCAAAGAUGAAAGUUUUGACAAAUGGCAGGUUCUGGGAGUUGAAGCUGGAUCUGAGGCUUCCAAGAAUGAAGCUGAGAUGAGACGGAUUUCCGCCCAGAAGAUCCUUUCAGCCAGCGGAAGGCCCUACGCGGUCUUGGGCCUCCAAGCGGGAGCCAGUAGCGCCGCCACGCGGCGGGCGUACCAUUGCCUGGCAUUGCUCCACCAUCCCGACAAAGGCGGCGAUGAUGCAGUCUUCAAAGCGAUUGCGGAUGCAUAUAAAGCUUUGACAGAGGCAAAGACCGAAGAAGGUGGCUGGCGAGACUUGGAAGGCCAGGCCGUUGGGCCGUGGCAGGGCCAUGCCCCCACCGCUACAAAGGGCAUCACUUGCAUGCUCUUCGACACCUUUGGGACCCCUCCGUGGGAAAGCAGAAGGCUCUACACUGGGCUCUGGCCUGAGUGUUUGAGGAGUGCGUUCGAUGUUGGGAGCUUUCGAAAGGAGAGCCCGGCAAGACAAAGCCUCCACCUCGUUUGGUGGGUGAAAUUGCCGUGGGUGGAUUCAUCAAUGAUGUUGCGGCCAUCUCGCCCUUUGGCCUUCUGA